Messenger RNA from Cololabis saira (Pacific saury), 4777 nucleotides. RefSeq names its product transmembrane protein 132C. The record is from RefSeq and is a predicted model, not a curated record. Lineage: Eukaryota; Metazoa; Chordata; Actinopteri; Beloniformes; Belonidae. The coding region runs from base 463 to 3693 and encodes 1076 amino acids. The transcript has 10 exons.
CUAGAUGCAGCUUCUUAUUUGCACCACGCGUAUUUACAGGCUGUAAAGUUGCGGGACUGUGUAUCAGAUGUUGCAAUUUUUUAUUUUAUUUUUAUGUGAUAUCGCACCAAAUGUUGAUCUGAAACUAAAUCUACAAGCACAGGCUACACGCGUAAAAGACCAGGGAGUGAAUGUCUCGCGAACUCUUUGGAAAGGAAACAAAGCAAAAGCUGAAUGGGACUGUUUCUUUUUGUGCGGAUGAAACGACUGCAGACGGAUUUAUUUUGAAGUAACCUGCGUGCACAUCUACAGGACAAAAAUACCUCUUUUUCUGUGCGAGAGGAGAAAUGGUUGCGCCGCACGGAAUACACCACGUUGGGUUUAAAUGGAGAUCUGCUCAGUGAGGACAAAUUGCGUGCAAAGUUGCGCAUCUCUCCGCUGAGGGAGUUACCCACUUGGUUUUCACCUAUAAACAAGACGGACAUGGGGCCGAGCCAGUGCGUGGGGCUCUCCGCGCUCCUGCUGUGCACAGUGAUGGACAGUAAGGUAAUCCUGGAUGGCCUACAGAGGUACGGCCCCACGCCAAUCUAUCUUCCUGUCAGCUACCGCAUCCUAAAUGCAGAGUCAGCUUUCUUCUUACUCGAGGCAAACCAGGACCUAAUGAGGAACUCCAGCCUGCAAGCUCGUACAGAGUCUUUCUUCAUCCACCAGGCACGGCAGAUGCCCUUUGUCAAUGCCAGCUAUGGACCACUGUCUGUGCAACAGCCCAUCCCUCUGGAGAUGCUGCAAACGGUGCCAGGGCCAUUUAACACGGCAUCCUUCACUUCAUCAUCAGUGCCAACAUAUGCCACAUCAUUACCUCUCUUUACGUUCAACUGGAAGGUCCACACCUAUAUCAUCAGUGAGUGGAUUCACCCCAGCUGGCCCAAGGUUCAGGUAUUGUUCAACAUCGCAGGCAGGGAUUGGGAUGAUUACAGCACCAUCCACAAGCUACCCUGUGUCCGGAUGUUUGCCUUUCACGAGACCCAAGAGGUGCGUGGGACAUGCAGGCUGAAAGGUGAGCUGGGGAUCUGUGUUGCAGAGUUGGAGCCCCUGGCAAGCUGGUUCAGCCCACCUAGUGUGAGGCCUGGCAGGCAGAAGGUCUCAGAGCAGGCUCAAGGCACCCCUGUGGAGCUCUACUACAUGGUUCAAAGCACGGACAGUGGAGACUGUAGCUCUGAGGUUUCAAGAAAGGGCAGCCCAAUCCAUGCAGACCAGCAGAGGCCCAUGGGUUACUUUGGAGGCCAUACACCUAUGCAGCGCAUUGGGAGUGUUAGGCUGUUCCAGCCACUGUCCGAGCUGAAGUUGGACAAUAACUUUGUGGUGAUGGCCCCUUCUAAACCCAUCAAGCAGAGAGAAACAGUUUCAGCUUUUUUGGCUCUUUCCUGGCUGUCGUCCGUGCAAAUUUUCACCCUCAGGGUCAAACUGAAGGAUGGUGUGGCUUUCCUGGGAGCUCGAGCCAGUAACCCUGUAAUGUGGACGGUGAGUCAAGAUGUCAGAAGUGAGGGCCACCGGGUUGUAACCCUGCACUGUCACAGGAAGGAGAACAGUUUCAGUCAAAGAAUUGAAGCAGUGGGCUACCAGCGUGUGCUCCAGGUGGACUUGGAGGUCAACGGCCUGGUGGUCACUCAAGGGGGCAGGGAGGUAACUUGGCAAGUGGAGUAUCCGCUCACCCGGACCCUUUCCAGCGAGGUGCAGACCCUCAUCCGCCUGGCGCCACAAGAUCUCGGUGGCAUUGUGCCGCUAGCCAUGGACACUGAGAUCCUUAACACGGCUGUCCUAACCGGCCGAACAGUAGCCGUUCCAGUGAAGGUGGUCACGGUGGGGACAGAUGGAGCCGUGUCAGAUGUCACUGAGUCGGUGGAGUGCAAGUCAACAGAUGAACAGGUUAUCAAGGUGUCAGAGCGGUGUGACUAUGUGUUCGUCAAUGGAAAGGAGACAAAAGGAAAGAGCCGAGUGAUGCUCAACUUCACGUACAGUUUUCUAAGCGCGCAGCUGGAGAUGAGCGUCUGGAUGCCCCGCCUACCCUUGCUUAUAGAUGUGGCUGACCCUGAACUCAGUCAGAUCAAGGGCUGGAAGGUCCCCACUAGUGCAGGCAACAUGAGAUACGAGAGGGUCACAGAUGACAAGGAUGCAGCAGAGGAGAGGACAGACAAUGCCUGCGUACCUCAGUACCAGAGCACCACUGUUCGUAUCCUCACACACUUCAUGGCAGAUGGCAGAGAAAUUAGAGGAGCCAUGGAGGAGGAGGGGCCAGGUCAGCAGAACUUCCUGCUCGGUAGUGACUGGCAAGUGGAUGUGACACAGCUCGUCAAGGAAUCUCUGAGGGUGGAGAAACCAAAUAUUGCCCAGCUGCUGGAGGGUCAUGUGCUAAUCGGACAGAGUGCUGGAACCACCAAACUUCAGGUGCUGUCGCCUCUGACGUCCUCAGUCCUGGCUGAGAGGAGCAUUAGGGUGCUGGAUGAUAAAGUGACUGUGACAGAGCUCGGGGUGCAGUUGGUGUCUGGACUCUCUCUAUCCCUGCAACUGAGCCCUGGAAGCAACAGGGCCAUUGUUGCCACAGCAACAACACAGGAAGUUAUCAAAUCACUCAAACAGGAGUCCCUCAUCAGUGCUUGGGUCCAAUUUAGUGAUGGAUCUAUGACUCCCCUAGACAACUACAACCCUGCACACUUUGACCUGUCAGCCACCUCUCUGAAUGAACAGGUGGUAGCAGUGCAACACAGUGCAGCAUGGAAGUGGCCCAUUAUUGUUGCCAGGAGUGAAGGUCAAGGUUUGCUUGUACGUGUUGAAAUGAGCCCAUCAGAUAUGUGUCAGAAGGGCAAACGACGUACUACUAUAGCCACUGGAAUUUUGAACUUACAGGUAAGACUUAGCCAACAAGAAGAACAAUACAGACAACCUGGAGACAGAAGAACACGUCCUGAUCUUCCAUAUCAUGGUGGAUCUAUAUCUGACAUGGAAACGGGGCUAAUUACUCGUGGUGCCACCACCAUCAGGGGAAAUGUUCCAGUGAGGCCUAAUGGUGGCCGUUUCUCAGCAGACAGUGGGGCAAGGGUCCCCAACGAAUUCUCUGAAUAUCCAAACCAGGCUGAGCUGCCUCGGAGCCACAGCAUUGAUGAGGACUUGCUCCCAUCUCGAAGAGGCCUGACGGACUUGGAGAUUGGCAUGUAUGCCCUGCUAGGAGUCUUCUGCCUGGCCAUCCUGGUUUUUCUCAUUAACUGCAUCUCUUAUGCAUAUAAGUACAGAAACAAGCAGCUGUCUUUGGAGGCUCCCGAGACUAUGCCCCAUGCCCAUGACUGGGUUUGGCUUGGCCAAGAGGAGGGAUUAUGUUUGCAGCAACAGCAGCAUGAAGAGCUGAGUGGUACCCUAGAGGAAGGUAGCCAGCUAUUAAAUGGAGGCAUCCAGCACAGCCGCAGUGGUGGAGGAUGCUCAAGUGGAAGGGAUCACAGGAAUGAGUCACUCAACUCACCCACCACCAAGAGAAAGAGGGUGAAGUUCACCACUUUCUCCAAUGUGAAGUCCAGUAAUGGAUGUCCAGUCCUCAGCCCAUUAGCACUAGUGCAGACCAGUGAGAUAAAAUGGGUAUGUCCAGACAUUGAACUUGGGGACUCAAAAGAUCUUCGGAACUACAUGGAAAAGCUUAAUGAGAAUGCAAUUAAGAACACUGCGUAAAGAUUUCGAGGUGUUUUCAAUGAACUAAAGAGAAACUCACCUGAAUGCCUUCAGAAUAAAGAGGGAGGAAAGACCAGAUUAGAGAAAUAAAUGGGUGAGGAAACAGACUUGACAGCUGUUUAACUGAACACAUCCCCAUUAAAACAGAACAGUGGACUCAGGUGCUGUUGUUUCUUUGAAAGUACUCAGACUGGACCAAGCAACAAUCUAAAAGACAUAUUUUGCCACGUUGCAUUAGCAUAGUUAUGAAGGAGGACAUUUCAAAAUGUUGUCGUUGCUUAACUUUAAUGUAUGCUUUUAGUCUUCAACUGAGGUUCAGUUUGCAGUUUUGUUGUUGAUGCAUAAUUUCUUUGCUUUUUUUACUUUAAGUUCUUGAUUCUUUUUUAAAGAGUUGCUGUAUCCCUUUCACCACAUUCCAGCAGUAGUAAAUGUGAGGAGAGAAUCAUUUAAACCAAAUUUGUAUUGUACAUAAAAACAGAGUUUGAUUUGGAGGUCCUAUAUGUAUAGUAACAUUUUGUAAAGUGCUGUUUGGUUUUAGUUUGUUCUUGUUAUAUUUUAGUUUUGAUUAGUCUCCAGAAAUCAGAUACAUGCAUGAUGUUAUUUAAAAAGGAGGUAUAUGUAUCUGAUACCCAAAAUGGAAAAAUGUGUAGAUAACUAAAACCCGGACUGUUGGAGACACAUCGGCUCAUUCAACGUAUGAGUUUGGGGAUCGAUUUAGAAUGUCAAUAUUGGCUAUAAGAGUUUUGCUCAUUCUUAUAUUUUCACUUCUUAAGUUGUUUUUACUGGUGAUGACUGAUCAUCCCACUUUGCAUUGUUCACUUGAAUGAGACUACUGAAUCCAAAUGGUUUCAUCUUAUCAGUUAUUACAGUGCAAGCUGCACUUAUCAGAAGUAAAAGUGAUCAUCACUAAUUAUAUCAAAAGACAAUCACAUAAGUGAUGUCAGACCCAGUGUUUUCAUUUAUUAAUAAAUCUCAUAAAUCAGUUUACAGCUUCUUUACCUGAAACUGGAGGAGAUCAAAAGACGAGUUUCAUUUUUCAUAUUUCUGUAUUAGCCAUUUGGAUUCCAGAAAAGAAGUCAGCACA